This is a messenger RNA of Passer domesticus (house sparrow), 1736 nucleotides long. RefSeq names its product RWD domain containing 4 (gene RWDD4). Gene Ontology annotation, molecular function: protein binding. The record is from RefSeq and is a predicted model, not a curated record. Bases 132 to 740 code for a protein of 202 amino acids. Lineage: Eukaryota; Metazoa; Chordata; Aves; Passeriformes; Passeridae. The transcript is spliced from 7 exons.
CAGGGCGGGGGGCGGUGCCUCGCGUGCCCCGCGCUGCCCUCGGGAGAGGCGCGUCCGCGCGAGGGCGGCGGGGCCGCGGCAGGCAGGGCCGCCAGCCCCGGCCUGAGGGCAGCGGGGCCGGGAGCUCCGCCAUGGCGGCCAACGAGGACCAGGAGAUGGAGCUGGAAGCGCUGCGCUCCAUCUACGAGGGAGACGUGUGCUUCAGGGAGCUCAGCCCCGUGUCCUUCCAGUACCGGAUAGGUGAAAGUGGAGAUCCCAAAGCCUUUCUAAUAGAAGUUUCUUGGCCAGAAACAUAUCCACAAACAGCACCAGUCAUAUCGAUGGAUGCUUUCUUCAACAACACAAUAUCUUCAGCUAUUAAGCAAAGUAUAUUGGAUAAGUUAAUGGUAGAAGUUGAAGCAAAUCUUGGAACUGCAAUGACAUACACACUUUUUGAAUAUGCCAAAGACAAUAAGGAGGUGUUCAUGGAAAAUCAACCUGUUAACACUGUGACUUCAGUCAGCAAUAGUAUUUCAAUUGGAACUCCUGAAGUGCCACCAAGUAAGAAAAAAGAGAAAAAGGAGCAGUUAUCCAAAACCCAGAAACGAAAACUAGCCGAUAAAACAGAUAACAAAGGAGAGCUUCCACGAGGAUGGAACUGGGUUGAUGUAAUUAAGCAUGUAAGUAUUUUCAAGUUCUCUUUUUUUACUGUUAAAAAGAUUUGUAAGAGAGUAAGAACUGUUUCUUAUUUUGGAUUCUAAUUUACAAAUUUCUCAAAACCUCUAAAAUGCUAGUUCUUCUGAAUAUUAGUCUGGAGGAGUUCACUCUUUGAACAUAAUUGGUUUCUUUAUUUACUGAGCAAUUAAAUCUUAAUUUUAUGAUGAGAGGAAUGCACUGCAAAUAUUCUGUCUUCAUAUGACAAGAUUUAAAAUAAAGUUAGUAGUGCUGCCGUGUUCUGGAGGGCAGUGGAUAAGUAAGAACUAAAAGGGAGCUGUCCCAAGUGGGAGCACCUUGCUGUCUCCUACAAGCCUCAUUCUCUGCUGCAGCUCCUCCAGUGAAUAAUUCUUUUCUACUUGCUCCCUCAGUAUUGAUUUCUUCCACCCUCUUGUCUUUGCUGAUUCAGUGAAAAUCACUGCUUUACAAUUUUGAAGGCAAACUAUUUUAUUUGACACAAUUGAGGUAAUUUUCACUGUAAGACCUAACGCCAGUUCCAGCUGUUAAAUAAGAGCAAGUAAAUUAUGAAGGCUGUUUUGGGCAGAAUCCUUCUGAGUUAAAAGUGGCUAUUUGUAGUGGAUAUCUUGUUUUUCAGAUAGAUUUCAUGAUAGGCGUGCUACUUUUAAUAAUUAUAAGCCUAGCUUUAAAAGGUGAGAUAUACUAAGUUAAUGUUAGUGUCUAUUUUUAUAUUGUCUAAAUUUUUAUAUGGGAAUUCUCUCAGAGAUAUGUGAAGAUAAAGUUCCAUUACUUCAUCUUUUUCUUUUUGGAGAGCUGGUGAUAUAGCCUUCAAAUUAAAUAGAAACAGUGCCCUUAGGUUUUUCUGGGGUUUGUUGUUUGGUUUGUGUUCUUAAAAUUCAACUUUCAUGAUCAGGAAAUAAGCUCAUUUAGUGUUUAAGCUUAAGAACUAAUUUUUGAUGCUUUUCAGUCUUUUGAUACAGUAGCACAAUCAGUCUGUAUUGUUAAUUAAGUAUAUGCAUGUUCAGUGUGAGAUGGAAAUAAUGUUCUUGUUUCCUAAUAAAUGGAAUGAUAGUCUAAACUUUGAA